Molecule: messenger RNA, 1988 nt
Organism: Punica granatum (pomegranate)
Lineage: Eukaryota; Viridiplantae; Streptophyta; Magnoliopsida; Myrtales; Lythraceae
Source: RefSeq, a predicted model, not a curated record
UCUUCUCUCACUCACGAACCAUCUCUCUCUCUCAUCCACUUCCAUAACCAUUAACAAAUCCUUCCCAAGAAAAAAAGGGGAAAAGGAAAAGAAAAAAAAGAGCCAAAGACUGCUAAGAGAGAGGCUCUCACUCACUCCAUCACUUUUAUUUCCUUCUACAUUCUCUACCAAACCACUCCCCCCCCCCCCCCCCCCCCCCCCAAAAAAAUCCGAACUUUUUGGUCAUGGAGAUGGCCAUGGUCUCCAAGGACACCACCUGGUGGAUCUUCACCCUCCCCGCCUUUGUCGGCUUCGACAACUUGCUCGACCUUUACGUGGUCGGCUCUCUCUUGUUCGCCUUCCUCUCAGUUGGGCUCCUCGCGUGGCUCCUUUCCCCCGGCGGCCCCGCCUGGCGGGACGGUCGUGUCCGGGUUGGCCGUGUCGCCAUACAAGGCCCCAAGGGGCUCCCCAUCCUCGGGAGCCUCCUCACCCUCAGCCGCGGCCUAGCCCACCGCUCCCUCGCGGCCGCGGCCAGGACCCGCCCCGAGUGGCGCCAGCUCAUGGCCUUCAGCCUGGGGUUCACCCCCGUCGUCGUGGCCUCCGACCCUGUCACGGCCCGGGAGGUCCUGACUUCGCCUCACUUCGCCGACCGCCCGCUCAAGCAGUCUGCCCGGGCCCUCAUGUUCGGUCGUGCUAUAGGGUUUGCCCCCAGCGGGACGUACUGGCGGCUCCUGAGGCGGAUCGCCGCCUCCCACCUCUUCUCCCCAAGGCGUAUCUCUGCCCACGAACCGGGCCGCCGGCUGGACUGCGCCAAAAUGAUCCGGGACAUCUCGAGCGAGCAAGCCACACUCGGCCACGUGUCUCUCAGGCGGCACCUCCAGCUGGCGGCGCUGAACAACAUCAUGGGAAGCGUGUUCGGGAAGCGGUAUGAUCCGGCACGGGACGGGGCAGAACUCGAUGAGCUCACAGGGAUGGUGAGGGAAGGUUUUGAGCUGCUUGGCGCAUUUAACUGGUCGGACUACUUGCCGUGGCUGAGUUACAUAUACGACCCGCAUCGCAUAACUGAGCGAUGUUCCAAGCUUGUUCCGCGUGUUAGAAAUUUCGUAAGUUCGAUCAUCGAAGAGCACCGGGCUCGUGGGUCAGAGAAGAAGUUAUCGGACGGCUCUGAUUUCGUCGAUGUUCUGCUUUCACUCGACGGUGAUGAGAAGCUCCAUGAGGACGACAUGAUCGCCGUCUUAUGGGAGAUGAUAUUCAGAGGAACCGAUACUACGGCUCUAUUAACUGAGUGGGUCAUGGCCGAGUUGGUCUUACACCCGGAGGUUCAGCGCCGGCUUCAGUCUGAGCUCGGCUGCGCCGACCUUGGAAAUCGUGCCCUGACCGACUCUGACGUGGCAAGGCUCCCUUACCUGCAGGCAGUGGUCAAGGAAGCGCUCAGAGUCCACCCCCCGGGCCCACUCCUCUCCUGGGCCCGCCUCUCCACGUCAGACGUCCACCUCAGCAACGGCAUGGUGGUCCCCGCCAACACCACUGCCAUGGUCAACAUGUGGGCCAUCACCCACGACCCCGCUGUGUGGCCUGACCCUCUCGAGUUCAGGCCCGACAGGUUCAUUGAUGCUGACGUGGAUGUCCGUGGUAGGGACCUGAGGGUCGCUCCUUUCGGGGCGGGCCGGCGCGUCUGCCCAGGGAAGAACCUAGGCCUCGUGACUGUGACCCGGUGGGUUGCGGAGCUGGUGCGCCAUUUUGAAUGGGUCACGGAGCCGAAUCACGGGGUCAACCUGUCUGAAGUUUUGAAGCUGUCGUGCGAGAUGAAGCACCCCUUGCACGCGAUUGCCUUGGCGAGAAACGGAGUUCCGUCCUAGAAGUGAAGGAUGUGCCUUAACCAUUAGGAAUAUAUUAUGUAUUAUAGAGGAGACUGUUUUUGCUUCACUUAAUUAUUAGGGUUUGAUCAAUGCUGAGCUUCCAUUAUCCUCUUAAGUUUGAUAUAUUAGGACUAGGUUAAUAUUAUGUUA